Messenger RNA from Schistosoma haematobium, 6833 nucleotides. RefSeq names its product DNA-directed RNA polymerase II subunit RPB11-a. Gene Ontology annotation, cellular component: RNA polymerase II, core complex. Bases 263 to 595 code for a protein of 110 amino acids. Gene Ontology annotation, biological process: transcription by RNA polymerase II. The transcript is spliced from 4 exons. The record is from RefSeq and is a predicted model, not a curated record. Gene Ontology annotation, molecular function: protein dimerization activity; DNA binding. Lineage: Eukaryota; Metazoa; Platyhelminthes; Trematoda; Strigeidida; Schistosomatidae.
CCACGGGCCACUAAAAUGGUGAGCCCUUCAACGAACAUCGUCCGACCUAAACAACGACAAAAUCAAACUACGGGCCUCCACAAAAACCUCCAGUUAUUAGCAGGAAUGCAACAAGAUUAAAAUAUCUUUUUAACCAAGAACUCAUUCACGCUAUCCAGAAAAAGAUUCCAAGGAACAAACAGCACACAUCCUCCUAGGCGAAGUCAAAAGUCAAAGUCUGGAGGUCGUACCUUUACCCGCACUUACGAAGUUGUGAGUUACUAUGAAUGCUCCUGCUUCGUUCGAACCAUUCCUGCUUGCCGAUGGUGAGAAGAAGAUCUCCUUCGAAAAGGACACUCAGGUUCCAAAUGCUGCCAUUUUUACCCUAAAUCGAGAGGAUCACACUGUUGGAAAUAUGAUAACAUGCCAGUUACUAAAAGAUCCAAGAGUAUUAUUUGCAGGAUACAAAGCUCCUCAUCCAUUGGAGCACAAAAUCGUCAUUCGAGUACAUACAGCUCAUCCGGCGACACCUGUAGAUGUUUUCGUUUCUGCUCUGAAAGAUCUUAUAAGUGAGAUCUCGAAUAUAGAAGAGCAGUUCAGAAUGGCGACAAAAUGAAACAUUGCAUUUGUACAUAUUAUUUAUUUAUAUAUUCAUAACGAUAAAAUGAAAAUGCUUGUCCUGCAAACUUUUGUCUUUCGAUUAAUCCAUUCCUUUUUACCUUGUUGAAAUGUAAAGUUAAGGAAGUUGAAAGCAUAAUGAUGUCGGGUUAUAUAGGACUGGUUUGCUGUAAACAUUUUCGGGUGAUUUUUCUGAGGAUUUUAUUUCCUCACUGUAGCUAGUAUCACCUGAUGGCAUACAGAAAUCCCGUGUAUGUGAAGUGAAAGAUACUCGUUUCUUUAAGAUCUAUAUUUCUUUUAAUAUUCCAUACAUGUCCUAAAUACCUCAUUGAUUUAAAACAGCUUCGAGAUGCCAUCCGUAAAUGACUGCGUUUUAUAGCGGACGAUUUCGAAAUUGUGGACUACUUAACUGCAUAUCUGACAUGUUCAUCAAACAAAUUCAAAACAUUAGGUUUAGUAGAAUUUAAAAUUGACUUAGUGGAGACAGACUGCUAAUGCAAUAUCGUUUCGCUCAGUCGGUCAACUUCACCGGGGCCAUCUCAUCGUUCUAAAUUAUUAAAUCUAUUUUUUAUUCUGUUGUUAUCAGCAGAGAUUCACUUAGUUAGGAGCACAAACUAACCUCCUGGACUCAGUUUUUUUAUUUAUAAUGGUUGGUCUAUUUAUUUAUUUGAACAUAUAAAUAUUGGUACAAAGGAGCACCAGAUACAUAUGCAUCACACAAUAAUAAUGAGAAUGUGAAGAGAUAGAGAAUGUAAGGUGUGUAUAAGAAAAAGGGGAACAAUAACGAACAGACAUUAGUGAAAUAGUAAUGGAAGAGGCAGUUCAGUUUACAAAAGUACAGCCAGGGAGAAUUCUUCCAGUCAAAAAAGUUACGUCCUUUUUUAUGAAGAAAGUAAAAUAACGUUAGAACAGAGUCGCCACUGGUUCCUAUUUUGAGCCGCAUCUGAUAACUUCUCUAGCCACUGUGUUGCACCAUCUCUCGAACCCCAGCCAGGGAAACGUGAAGGACCAACAGGAGCCAACUCUUUGCAGCUUUCUUUCAUACCACGACACCAUGUCAUACACUGGCCAUCUCUCCGCUAUCUUCCAACCAGUCCCAAUGUCGGCAAAUAGUGCACGAAGAGGAAUUUUCUGGGACGACAUUCGUAGUACAUGUCCAAGACACUGAAGUCGAUGUUUCAAGAUAGUGACACCAAUCGAAUUAUCGUCGCUGUGCCUGAACACACGAUGCCGAACCUCUGCAUUACUAACAUGGUGUUGCCACUGGAUGUCAGCAAUCCUUCGGAGACAGCGAUGAUCAAACACAACCGUCUAACAUCCUCAACUAGAAGGGGUCAGGUUUUACAAGCAUAGAGCAAAACUACUCUCACCGACGCGUUUUAGGUCCGACGUUUUACAGCCAGACUAACAUUACGAAGAUGCCAAAGGUGGCCCAGAUUGGCAUAAGCCGCUCACUAUCCAGGGUGAGUGCAGGGUCAAGGUCCUGCUAGUCUUGUAGAAGUACUUUGCACUUCGAAGGUGCGAAGCAAAUACCAUACUUACGGACACUGAUUGCCAACUGAUUAAGUGCGGAUUGCAUGCCUUGGGCAUUAUCGCACAGUAAGACAAUAUUAUCCGCAUACUCAAGAUCGAGAAGUCUUUCUCCAGGCAACAGAUCCACACCUCCAUUACUUACAUCCAUCAGAGCUGUUUCCAGGACGUCGAUAGUAAGGUUGAAGAGGAAUGGUGAAAUUGGGCAACCCUGCUUAACCCCAUUGCUUGCAUGGAACAAUGGAGAGGUGAUUGUAUGCCCUCAUUCUGUCUGAGGUGUUUGUAUAUAGAGCUUUUAAGGUGUUAAUAAACUUCUCAGGCACACCCUUCUUCAAUAGACAAUUCCAGAGAACAAUCCUGUCCAACGAAUCGAAGGCAGCCCAGAUGUCAAGAAACACUGCGAUUGUUGGCCUUUGAUAAGUAUGGCAGUGUUCUAACAUUUGGCGGAGGGUGAAGAUGUGAUCAAUACAUCCUCGACCAGAACGAAACCCAGCCUGCUCCUCGCGAGGCAAUCUUUCUCGGGUUUUGAACAACAUACGAAGUAUGACGGAAGCCAAUAGCUUGGACGCAAUCGGAAGUAGACUUAUCCCCCUAUAGUUGUUACAGGAACGACGUGAACCCUUUUUAAAGAUAGGGACAACUAUCGACUCAUUCCAUGACGUUGGUACACUCUCUAGUUCCCAGACCUUUGCAAACAACGUCGUCAAUUCUUUAGUCAAAAAGUCACCACCAUCUUUAAAAAGAGCCGGAUGUAAGUCAUCUAGGCCAGGUGAUUUGUAACGCUUCAAGAGUUGGAGUUCCUUGCGGACUUCCGCCUCAUUUGGUGGAUCAAUCGUCACCGGCCAUGGAGGGCAGGACAGUCUGACCGAUGUUGUCGGAGCAGCAGACCAGUUAAACUGCCCGUCGUCCAAGAAGUCGAUAGAUGUUAGUGAUUGGCAUCCCUUCAUCUUCACGGUUUGUUUUGCUUACGUCAAACUUCUUGCUCCCAAUGGCUCUUUAUUUAUUUUGAACAUAAAUAUUGGUACAAGGGGGCACCAGAUACAUCUGAGCCACACCGUAGUAUAUAAAAAAAUAGUAAUAAUAAUAAUGAGUGUUAUCAAGUGAAUGUGGAAUGUCUAAAUUCUAAUUGUAGUGAGCAUAGUACUUCCUGAAAUGAUUGUCAUCUCAGGUGGUUUUCUUAGGGGGCCACACUACGAGCCUUCGACCGAAAGGUCUGAUCCCCAAGGCAGUGGAGCAUCAUAAAGAGAUGCAGUCCCGUGGUAGCCGGUGACCAAAAUUUGGUUCAUACGCAGUUUGUUCCUUCGGGAUACUGAAGCCUAUGUGCACCAUUGGUUUGGAAUAAGGGUUUCCCAACUCCCCCAGGUGAACCCAGUUAAAAUGCUGGAAUUCCGCUUUUCGUCCUCUGAAUUUCUUAAACAACAGUAAUGCCGCGAUAAGGCAGUGGAUGUAUGCACGUGGCCAUGUGAGAGCAUUUCGAAAGGGGGGCGCGGCCCUCCACACUCGGCCAUACCAGGACAUUUGGAGGUAUGACAAUGGCUCGGAUGAAUUGAAAGAGCUUCCGGCAGUUACCAGAUGUAGCUGCUGCUUCUAAGUCAUUGGCACGCCCCGACUGCCAGGCUUCACGGUCCUUACGUAAGCCUUGCUCAAUUUCAUUGCGUAACAGUCGUCGUUUGUGGUCAAACUCGUGGUCACCCUGAGUAGACCGACGGGCUUCAAUUAGUUGUAAGGAGCUAGAAGAAACCCAGUGUUUAUAGGCGGGACGUUUCGCGAAGCCGCGAGCGACUUAACUCGCCAUUUUCGUGGCGUCAUGCAAUUGCAACCAGUGCUCAUCUAUACUUUACGAUGGGAUGUUAGCUAGCCUUGAACCCAGCUCGGUUUGAUAUUUAGUUGCAACAGAAGCUGCAACCAAUUUACUGACAUUGAUCCGUUUAGGACGAUGAAUUUGUUAGCCACUGAAAAGUAAGGUUAGAUUAGCGCAAACAAGGGCAUGAUCAGAGUUCAUACAGGUACUCCAAAAGGAGCGACAGUCUUGUACAGUCACGCUAGCGGUAGCUGAUUGCGAUGUGAUCAAUCUGAGUUCAGGCUUGAGAUGCAGAGGGAGGACGCCAAGUGGCACAUCGGCAAUGACUGUACCGGUAGUUAGUGCUAACCAGAAACAGGUUGUGGUCUGUGCACAGUUGCAGUAGACGGUUCCCGUUAUCUGACCUGCGACCAACAAAUCCCCAUCGGCCACUUGAAUCAUAAGAUGCAUAUUGCUGUCAUUGAUAAGUAGUACAUGAAAGUCAUAGACAUUUCGAGAAAGUGUCAUCACUACAACUUUAUGUCCAUUUUGGAGUGAUAGAUGCCAUAUCUUGACCAUGACAAGUAAACAGCAUGUGCUAAUGUUUAAGGCUCGUUUAAUUUUCAGGAGAUAACCGCUAUUACUGAACUAGCAUUGCUGUACUAAGGUCCAAUUAAGGUAUUGCAUUAUAUUCAAGUCUGUAUUAUUUAUUCUUCUUUUUAGCUGUAAAAAAUGACAUUGUUUAAUGAAACUAGAGAAUAAACCUGGUUUUGGGAUCUAACAUUUUUUGGUUUAGAAGACCGAAAAUCAACUUUACAGAGGUAGAAUAAGUGGUGUAGUGUUAGAUAAUUCUGGUCUAGUUACAAAGUUUAUAUUCUUAUAUAUGUUGUAACCGUGAAGACUGCUGAAUAAUUGUUCAAUAACAGCGAUCAAUGAUUGGACACUGGGUGACAUGGUUCAAUCGUUCAUUAUGAUGCAGAUAUAUUCACUCUCUAUUUUUCUAUCGAUAGUGAACUCCAGUAUUCCUUCAUACAUACUUCUUUCUACUCUGUUUUUUAGAACUCUAUCCUCAAUGCUUAGUUUUCCUCAUUAUAAUUUCUACUACAUUAUUUCAAUCUCUCUUGUUAUAUAUCUUGUUAAUUUCAUCUCGUCUUACUAACACAGUAUGGCAAAUUGGCUUGUAGAUCACCAACGUAGAUUAUCUAUGUCGAAAAUGAUUGGAGGCCUACUCGAGCUAGACGUGAAUUGUGUGACAAACUGGCUAAAGUCGAAGUCACACCUCGUGGUCAGCACCUUACGUGGACUACCCCAUUGACGUAUUAAGGUACCAUAGAUGCUUUGAAGACUGUACAACACAGAGGACGUUAUUACAGAAAUAUAUUAGUUAAAGUAGAUACAAGCGAAAGUAAGACCACUGUCCCAUGGGCCAGUCCAUAGCAUACGAUUAACUGAUUCGUGUUGGUUGUCCCUGACCCUGACGAGGAUCGAUAUUCAAUGACCCAACUGCCGGAUGAUUUGACUAGGACUUAGUGACAUUUCGCUGGCCCUUCAGGCUCAAUCCACGUCUAUGCCAGGCUCUAUGUUAAUGCUGACUGAAUAUUUGUAGCAGGAAAACCAACAUUAUUUCUAAACGAUUGAUUGCUUUGAUCAGAGAACCACUGUGAUAUACACUAUGCAAAUAAAAAGACAAACUGACUAUAGAGGCAGAUUUAUUUCACAAUCUGAAAUAAAUCAACUACUUUAGCCAGAAACAUUCUUUUUUAUAUUAAUUUUACACUUGACGUUUGGUUAAAAAAUGUGUCAUAAAAGGAAACUACAAAACGGGUACUACAAAGAGUCCAUGCUGUGUGUCAUACUGAACUAAGUUCACAUUAAUUCAAUUCAAAAACUAGUGUCCUGAGUAAUUAUCACACUGAAAUAAAAAUCAAUCUUAUACUAAACAAAAUAUCACUGAAAAUAAAACGAACGUUAUACUGAGGAGUUAUAAGUCUGAAUAAGAAACGGAAGUAAUAUUGGAUCACAACUACUUCAAGCUGAGGUGCAAUUCCGCUGUUUUAUUCUAUCCUAAAAGAAGAAAACAGCAAGAAAUGAAGGAUUGUUACGACAAAUAUAUUUUUAUGCAUACUUAAGACUUUGGUUUAACAAACUGGUUUAUGGAAAGCAUUUUCUAAACUCCAGUGCUUCGAAACAUCUGUCGAACAAGUUCUGAGUGUUUCUCCUUCAUAUUAUAUUAUUUACACAAUGAUAUAUUCUCUACUAUCAACUCUAAAGGCUUUAUAGAUGGUAUUUUUUACUACGUUAUUCGUUAGCUAAUGGUAGUUAGUACUGAGUCAGUCUUUGUGGAUUACUUUUUAAGGUUCGGAAUGUAGACGAUAGAGAUCCAGCUUAAUAAUCUGAAGAUUGAGAUAUUUACUUGAUAAUAUGAAAGUUCUAAAGAUCGUCAUUGGCAUAACAAAAUAGCUUUCCAACAAGUAUUUCACUAAUACGAAGCAAAAUGCAGUUUACAACCAUGAGUGACUAGUUAUACAACUGUUAAAAACAAAGAAUCUUUGGACAAUUGUUUCAUCUUCGUAUGGAAGUCUCUGCUUAUUGAUUCAUGAUCUUUUCUUGCAACAGAAAGUAAAACAUUCAGGCUAUAUAAAGACGUCAUUAACCUAGAUCACUAAGUUGGGAUUCAAUUGUCUACAUUGUGAAUUCAUACAUAGAUUUCUUUUAAAAAUCACCAAAAGUUGGUCAAUCCAUUAACAUGAACCAAUAAAUAAAUAAAUUGUUUAUUGUUAUAUCCCGACAAGAAUAAUGAAUGGUAACUUUUGGGAUCUAUUGAUGGACCAAUACUAAACGUAUAUUUCUAUUGUAUAAUUAUUAAGUAACUAAGCUAUGCAUAUUCAUAUUCCUCUUAUUAUAAGCUUUAUUUUGACCCAUAAAC